Messenger RNA from Closterium sp. Naga37s-1, 5511 nucleotides. The record is from the annotation of a GenBank genome assembly. Lineage: Eukaryota; Viridiplantae; Streptophyta; Zygnematophyceae; Desmidiales; Closteriaceae.
AUGCCGAGGUCGAGGCAGGGAUUCGGGCAGCAGGCGCAUGCAGGAGGGCGGUGGGAGGAGGGGCAGCGGCAGCGGCAGCGGCAAGCACACACGCAGGGAGAGGGGGAGAGGCAUGCGGCGCAAGCUAAGGGGCAUGCACCGUGGGGCAGCGCGCAUGGGCCAGCGGCUCAGCAGGCUGCAGCGCCGCUGGCAGUCCGUGGGCCGUCUGGCGCGCCCUCUCUGCCCCCGCCGCAAGCCCAGGCGCCAGCUUCUUCUGCAGCAGCACCACGGCGACCAGCCUCCGCGGCAGCAGCAGCAGCAGCAGCAGGUUCAAGUGCAAGCUCGUGGGUAGGAGGAGGAGGACGAGGAGGAGCGGCACAGGGAGCAGGGCUGGUGGCAGCACCACGUGCAACGGCCUCUGCCUUGCGUCCGUGCCGGCCCUCACGUGUGGAGCGUGGAUUCGCCAGCCAUGGACUGCCACAGGCGGCGCACCCCCCGUCUAACUCGAGCCACGCCAGCAGGUGGCGCUCGAAUGUCUCCAUGUACUCCGCUCCCCUUGCUGCUUCUGCGUCUGCUGCUCCUGCUCCUGUUGCUGCUACGGCUGUGGGAUCUGCGGCUGUGGGAUCCAACGCCAGCACGUGGCGUGUUAGCAACUCCAGGCGUCCUGCUCCUCGGGGUGCAAACGCGUCUGCUUCCGCUGGCUCUGACGUGGCUGCUACUCCUGCACCUGCCGCCACGGCGCCUGCUGGCUUCUCUGCGGCUGCUGAGUUCCUCGCGGCUGCCAGCGCUGCUGAGCCUUCAGCUGCAGUUGCCCGCCCUACGGUGGCGAUCAGUGGUGGCGUGGAGGGGCAGAUAGCUGGCAAGGUGCCGAUACGGGAUGGGUGGGGUGACAUCAUCGGGUGGAAGGACGCGCCUGUGGAGACUGCUGCGUUGCGUGCCGCUGCUGCCACAGGCGCGCCUGCUGUCGCUGAUGUAGCUGCCAGGGCUAUGGCUACGGUCGCUGGUGCUGCUGCUGCUGACGCUGCUGCUUGGGAUAACGGCGGGGGUUUUCAGGAGGGUGGUUAUGGCGAAGGGGAGUACGGGAAGGGGGAGUACGGCGAGGGGGGGUAUCAGGAGGAGGAAGACGCGGAAGGAGAAUAUGGAGAGGGGGAUUAUGCGAGAGGAGAAUAUGCGGAAGGGGAGAGUGGCGAAGGGGGUAACCCUGCUGGUGAUGGUUUCGGCGAUGGUGGUUAUGGGGAUGGCGGGGACGGCGGUGACAGUGGCGGGACUGGUGGCAGCGGUGGCGGGAAGGAAGCGGACAGCGCUAUGGGAGGGGGGAGGGCGGAAGAAGAGGGAGAGGAAUCACGCGGGGCAGGUGAAGAGGGAGGGGAGGGGCGGCAGGGACAGAAGGGGGAGGAUGAGUUUUGGGAUGCGGAGGAGGGUGAGCUGGAGGCGAGCGUGGGCAGUGGCCGCGGCAGCGAGGGGGCCGGCAGCGAGGUGAUGGGGCAGCAGGCGCAGUUGGGGAAGCAGGCGUCGGUCAAUCUGCAAGAAGCGGUUCAAUCUGAGAAGCAGAGGCUCAACUGGCAGCAGCCGCAGCAGCAGCCGCAACAACAGCAGUUUUCGAAUCAAGCACUGACGUUGCAGCAGCAGCAAUGGGGAGGCUCCGUGGGGAAAGCCAAGGACGACGACUCUAUCAGCCAGUUCAGCUCCGCUAGUGUGCGUCCCAGGAGGACAGCUACUAACGAGGACGCGAGUGUAGUGAGCGCCGCCUGGUCCGACGCCAAGUCAGACCUCAGCAGCCAAUGGGGCUGUCAGAGCAGCAGCGGUAGGAGCAGCGCCAACAGGGGUAGCGCCAGAGCAGUACGGGGGAAAGAGGGCGCAGAGUGGGGGGAUGUUGCGCCCAGCAUCAGAGGCUCUGACCGGACCUCCGGCAGGUACGUGCCGCCCAGCAAGCGGAUUGGCGGGAAGCAAGCUGAGGCGCCAAGUGGGGGGGCGAAGGGAGGGGCGGAGAGGAGCGCGGAGGCUGGGGCUUCCAUGGGGGAGAGGAGCGCGAAGGCUGGGGCUUCCACGUGGGAGAGGAGCGCGGAGGCUGGGGCUUCCAUGGGGGAGAGGAGCAGCGGCGAGUCGAGCCGUGCUGCCGUGAUCACUGGCGGUGCUGGUGCCGGUGCUGUUAGUGCUGCUGGUGUCGUUGCAGGUGGCGCUACUGGGAGGAGCAAUGAGCGGGAGGAGCGCGGGGGGGGCUUAGGCGAGGGCGCGUGGUGGAGUGGAGGGACGGCCGCUGACGCGGAGCGCGCGAGUUUGAAGGCGGGAGCAGCGGGUAAGGCGGCGCUUGGAGGGGGGAGAGCGGGCACGGGCAUGGGCACGGGCACGGGUGGGGCGCCUGGAGUGGCGACUGCGGUGGCGACUAUUGCGCCUGCUAUCACUCUGCCGCCCACUCCCUUGAGAGCUGAGGCGCCCUCCUUCCUCCCCGCGGUCUCCUCCGCUCCCAUUCCUGUUGAUGCCAACAGGAAGUUCCUCCCCGCAGAUGCGCCCUCCUCUAUCCGCGCGCAUGCUCCCUCUCUCAUCUGCGCAUCCACCCCCUCUUUCACCCCCUCGCCCCCCUCCCCUUCUCCCGCCCUCACCUCCCCCAUCUCCACAGUCUCUGUCCCCGGAGUUCUCUCCCCUGCGCCACCCCACCCUACCCCCCCUCUCACUGAUUCCCUCGACCAAUCCCCAGCUUUCGCGAGUCCUUCCAGCCUGUCGCACGGAGACGAAGGAGUGUCGUGGCCCGCCUCUGCCCCAUCCGCCGCCUUCCCAUCGCGCUCCCAAUCCGUUUUGGCGUCUGCUGCCGUGCCGCCCCGCACCGCUCUUGACCACGCCGUCGUACCUGGUCCAGCGAUAGCGGGGGUGGGCAUGGGCAUGGGCGCAGGCACUUUUAUUUGCGGGGAGUGUAAUUCUCCGCCACGUGGAGGCCAGGGGUUGGUCGGCGGCAGCGCAGAUGGCGCAAAUUGCGGUGGGAGCGUGGGGAGGUGUGUGGGCGGCAGUGGGGAGCAGGGAGGGAUUGCAAAUAGCAGGACGGAGGAGUGGGUGGAAGCGGGCGGUAGCCUAGACCAGGAUGGCCCUGCGAGUGUUGCAAGUGGUGCUGCUUUAACACAAGCAAAUGCUGCAACCGGUGCUACAGCUGGGCCAGGGGUGGAGGAGCCGCAACUCCCCACGGUGGUCGGCAGGGGGGGCAUGGCGCGAGAGGGGGUGUCAGCCUGGUCGCAGUCGGGGUACUGCGCGCAGUCAGAGCCGCACUCCAGCGUGCUGCGCCUGUCAGCACCGGGGGAGGGCGGCAGUGAGUCCAUGCCCCCUGUGAGCGAGCUCGAGAUGGAGCUCUCUGGCGGUGGGAGCAAUGUCGGCGCCUCUGAUAGGGCCCGCGCGGCUGCCGCUGCCCUUGUUGCUACGGGGGCUAGGGGAGCUGGUGGCGGCAGGUACAGCACUGCUGCCGCUGCUGCUGCCUCUGCCGCUGCUGCCGCUGCUGCCGCUGGUGGUCAGUUUGAGCGCGAGGGCCGCGGGCGCUGGGAGCUGGCGCAGCGGGGGCAGCGGGGGCAGCGGGGUGCCCCGUUGGUGGAUGGGUCGGGCAAGCGCAUCCUGUUUGGGUACCUGGCGACUCAGCAGGACGUUGCUGAGUUCAACCGGUACCAGAACGGCAAGGAGGCCUUGAAGGUGCAGGUACGGCGGCGGAGGGAGGUGGUGGAGGAACCACGGCUGAUGCGCAUGCGGGAGCAGGCGGCUAUGGCGGCACAGGCAGCGCAGGCGGCACAAGCAGCACAGGCAGCACAGGCGCGAGUUGUUGAGAUGUCGCACCAAUUGGUGGAGGCCCGCAUUGAAUCCUCGCAGCUGAAGGAGCUUUGGGUGGAGGAGCAGAAGAGCAAGCAGCACCUGUCAUUGGCACUGGAGCGCGAGACGAAGCAGCGCCUGGAGCUGGAGGAGAAGGUUUUCAGUGCGGUGCAGCUGGUGCAGCUGAAGGAGGCCGAGGUGCAGGCACUGGUGGCGCGCAUCCGACAGCUGGCGGCGCAACACGAGCUGGAGCCUCUUUGCCAAUGCCCAUUGCCCACCUCCCAUCCUCUCCCCUUACGGUUCUUCGUUCACCAGAUAGCCAGCUUGGAAGAGGCGUGUGGGCGGAGCGCGGAGGAGGCGGAGAGCAGGCGGAGGGUGGUAGAGGAGUGCGAGGUGGCUCUGGAGUGGCGAGGCAAGGUGGCCCAGCAGCAUGCUGCCGCUGCACGCUCGCUCCAGCACCAGCUUUCCACCUCUUCUGAGCUCAGCAACGGCCACAGCGGUGCUCUUCAAUGCACUCUGCAUGAAACAGCAAUACCCCGAGCAGGCAUUGCGCAGCCGAAGCUGCAGCAUGAUGAGCGGCUGGUGGCGUGUGAAGUGGACGGAAAUAAGUGUGAAGUGGGGGGAGGGGAUAUGGCUGGGUGUGGGGUAGGGGGAGGGGAAGAGGCUGUGAGUGAGGUAGUUGGAGGGGAAGGGGCUGGGAGUGAGGUAGGGGUAGGGGAAGGGGCUGGGAGUGGGGUGGGGGUAGGGGAAGGGGCUGGGAGUGGGGUUGGGAGAGGGGAAGAUGCUGGGAGUGGGGUUGGGAGAGGGAAAGUGGCUCGAAGUGGGGUGGGAGGAAGGGAAGUGGCUGGGAGUGGGUUAAUGGGACGGGACGGGGCUGGAGAGGGCAGUGGGGAGGUCUGUGGCAAGAAGGGAGAGGCUGUAAGUGAGGAGGCUAUUAAAGAGUGGGGAUGGGGUGUAGGGGAGGGGAAGAAUGAGGAAAUGGGACGGGGGGUAGUGGAAGUGGUGAAUGAAGGGGGUUGCGAAGAAAUUGUUGAGGGGUUGUAUGGGGAGGUGGGAGAGGGGGUAAUGAAAGAGGUUGGCAAAAUGGGCGAAACGUUAGAGGUUGAAGUGUUGAAGGGUGGUGUGCAAGAAAAUGUGCCACAAGAGAUGGGUGAUGGAACGCAAGCGAGUGAAGGUAAGGGAGGGAAGCAUGCUGAGGGGAAAGAGGAGGAGUGGCAGAUUGUGGGAAAAGUGGUGCAGCGAAGUGUGGAGGUAGGGAGAAACAAACUGCGUGAUAGAAAAGGUAUAAGUCCAGAAGAAUGCAGCACAGGUGAAGAAGGUAUAGUUGAAAAGGUGGAUGGGGAGGUAAGAGAAGAGGUGAUGAUGGAGGCUGUGAACAAUGGCGAGAUGCUAGAAGUGAAAAAGUGGAAGUGUGGUGUGCAGGAAAAUCAGCAGCAAGCGACACAUGAUGUAAUUCAACAGAGUGGAAUGGAAGAGGAGAAUGUUGGAGAGGUGAAAAGGAAUGUAUGGGAAAUUAUGCGAGGUGUAAUGCAGCUGCGUUUGGUGGAAGUAUAUAAAGGAGAGGAAAAGUCUGAUGGAAAAUGUUUGAUGAAUAGCGUAGAAGAAUGCAGCACAGGUGAAGAAGCUGUUGCACCCGCGACUCAAAUUUCUAAAACAAACGGUAUAGAUGAGAAUGGCAUGGAGCAGGCGUUAUCGCACAGUCACUGUGAGUAUUUGGACGAGAGCAGAAAGACGAGAGAUGACCUUCAAUAG